AUGGCCAUGGAGCUGGAGGCCGAGACGCUGCCGCUGCACACGCCCAUCCUCCGCAGCAUCCUCGCCGUGCCCUCCAACUGGCUUCUGUUCCUGCAAGGGCUCCCUGGUACCAUUCCGUGGGGCGUCUACUCGAUUUAUCUCCAUAACAUUCUCUGUGAGGAGGCUCGCUACUCCAUCGAUCGAGCGUCGUCGCUUCUGUUGGUGUUCGGCGUGGGCGCAGCGAUCGGGAGCGCGGUGGCCGGGGUGCUCUGCGGCCUUCUUCACGCUUAUAACAAACAAUUACUCCCUCUAGCGAUAGGUUCUUGCUAUUUCAUCGCUCUCCCUCUGAUCUCCUCCCUCUUCGCCUUGCACAUCGAUUCGCGACAGCUCGCUUUUCUCCUCCACGCCGCCAUUCUCCUCUGUCUCGGGCUCCUUCUCAGCAUUCCGGGCCCGUGUCUUCGCACUCUUCUCCUCAACGUCAAUCAGCCACAAUGCCGCUCCUCCGCCGUCGCGCUCAGCGAGGUCUUCAAUAACAUCGGGCGCGUCUUGGGACCGUUCCUCUUCGUCUGCCUCGCGAAAACGCGAAGUCGAGUGGAUUCCGUCCUCCUGAUUAGCGAGUUCUUCUAUGUUUCCGCGGGGAUUUGCUUUUUGCUGUGCUUGACGUGCGUGCGGGACGAAGAAAACGUUUCGGAGUUCGUUUCGAACCUCACCGCGUCGCUGAAAGCAGAACCGGUCGAAAGUAUGGAAUUCCAGAAAGAGGGGCUUCUUUUUGAAUCGAUCGAAAUGCACGAGGAAAUCAGUCCUGACCCGCAGAGAGUUUCAUCGGUGGAGUUGAAACGGACGAUUUCGCUGCCGACGUUGCGGGAAGCGGGGAAGGAGGUGAAUAAAGUGAUAAAGAAGGUGAUGAAUUCGCUGACGUUUACGGAAGUGGAGGAGUUGGAGAAGGCUCCGCUGCUGAACAAAGUGUAG
This is a messenger RNA of Blastocystis hominis, 948 nucleotides long. RefSeq lists its product as hypothetical. The transcript is spliced from 5 exons. The record is from RefSeq and is a predicted model, not a curated record. NCBI's taxonomy places the organism in Eukaryota, Bigyra, Opalinata, Blastocystidae. Gene Ontology annotation, molecular function: transporter activity. Gene Ontology annotation, cellular component: membrane. The coding region runs from base 1 to 948 and encodes 315 amino acids.